AUGAGUGGUGUCAACAUCGUUGUGGAGUCUCACCAAAUCCAGGGCCUCCACCUACCUUCACCCCGAGCCCAGAGAAGCCACGUUCCUAUCACCUACCUGAGAAUAAUGGCAGUGUAUCUUUUUCCCGCUGCAAGUCAGGCGAAGCUCCCAAUCGAGGCCCCAGAUUCCGACUAUAAUUCCAACCCGAAAAGACUCCGGGCUUUUAUAAGGAAUGCCUCCAUGGUGUUGCUUGAAUCGUACGAGAACGGCGUGAAGUACCUUUGUGAAAUUGGCAUGCAAUGGUAUAGCCCAUCGACUCAGGAGUGGCUAAAACCCACGGCAAUUUUGAAACAGAUCCAAUUGCCCGAUUUCUGGGAGGCUGAGAGGCAGUAUCUCGAAUCACCGGGCUGUCUUGCCAAACGAUGCCUCAUUGAGCUUCAGACGUUGUCAGGGAACGGCCAGUUACAUUACGCGUCACCGGUAUCGGCGAUACAAAUAGUUCCCCAAGCAAGCCGUCCUGGACAGAUCACGGAGGACAAUCCUAUUGCUUUCUUGGAUAUUUCGAACCGGAGACCCUGCCGGACUCGGGUAGCCGGCAAGAGGAGGCCGAUCAGUUAUGAUAAAACAAAGACGGAGCCGAUGUUUUACCAGAGCACCGGAAAUUCAGACCAGGCAACAGCUCUCCAGUCCCUCGGUUUUCCUCGGAAGAAUCCAAAACAAAUAGCGAACCCCAAGUCCCGCAAUCGCUCAGUGCUCCAGUGA
Paracoccidioides brasiliensis Pb18 is the source of this 741-nucleotide messenger RNA. RefSeq lists its product as uncharacterized. The record is from RefSeq and is a predicted model, not a curated record. The transcript is spliced from 3 exons. Bases 1 to 741 code for a protein of 246 amino acids.